This is a messenger RNA of Saccoglossus kowalevskii, 3729 nucleotides long. RefSeq names its product von Willebrand factor D and EGF domain-containing protein-like. NCBI's taxonomy places the organism in Eukaryota, Metazoa, Hemichordata, Enteropneusta, Harrimaniidae. Gene Ontology annotation, cellular component: cell surface; extracellular region. Gene Ontology annotation, biological process: anatomical structure development. The record is from RefSeq and is a predicted model, not a curated record. Gene Ontology annotation, molecular function: signaling receptor binding.
AUGGAUCUCCGAAUGUGUACCUUCUUACUGGUGAUUAUCAUAUGCAUUACAAUGGAAACAGACUCGUGGCGGCGACGUCGACGACGGCGAUGCUCCCCCGUCAACUGCGAAUGGGGACAAUGGAGUAGCUGGUCCGAUUGCACAUAUCCCUGUGGGACAGAUGGAACGCAAACGCGCACUAGAAGCAAGGACAAGGAUGCUAGCUGUGGCGGGAGCUCGUGUUCCGGAUCAAGCACUGAGACACGUUCGUGUAACGUACCUGGGUGCAAUGGAAAUGGUACGCCACUAACAAAUUCAUGUGAGUGCAACGCGGGAUGGGAUGGUCGAUGCUGUGGUUCAUGUGUAUUGAUAAACUGCACGCUGUCAGAAUGGAGUGACUGGUCACAUUGCAGCCCGCCAUGUGGGUUAAGGUCUGAAAAGAAAAGAACACGAACGGAGUUGUUCUCGUCGCACUGUGGUGGGAGCGAAUGCACGGAACCCCUCGAAGAAACUACACCUUGUGAAGAUGAAAUUACUUGCUAUGGGCGAGGAGAACCUCUGCAAAUUGGGUUCGGAUGUAGCUGUAACAUCGGUUUCUAUGGUGACUGCUGUCUCUUAACCGAAGCAGAGGAAGACCCGUGCUUCAACUACGUUCCUAUAGACGAGCCAGCAAGGAGUAUUAACUACCACGUGGACUCAAGUGACCCGGGACUAAUAUGCGAUGAUAACUUCCCUUGGCAAUGGUAUCGGUUUGUGAGUGGAGCUGGUGGUGAAAUGACCAAUAUAGACGACUUGCCGAAUUACAGCUGCGGUACAGAAAUCCCACUUUAUAUGGACGGAACACACCCGGUUGGGAACCAAACAGAAUGGCGUAUUGCAUGUGGGAAUUUUUUAGGCACUAGGUGCUUCACUAAAUACCCCAUGCAAGUAAAGAAUUGCGGCGAUUACUUUGUUUAUAAGUUGGGAAGUGUUGAGUGCACAAGAGCAUACUGUGCAGGCACUGAGCUACAAUGUAAAGAAGGACAGACUUCACCAAAUGGGUUUACCCCAGGCUGUUCCGAUACUUACCCAAUGCUCGUAUCCGAACCAGUCGUGUCAAUAAGUAUGGAAGAACAGAACUAUCCUGAACUCGGAGACGUAAAUUUGAUGACACCAAUAUUUCAUUGUGAGUUCACUCCUACAACAUAUGAAAACGUCACGUCACUGUUCACUAUCAACUGGUAUGCAGACAAUGAACUGGUACAAGUAGAAAACCUAGUAAUUGAGAAAGGCGAAACAAGAAAUGUCAAAUUAACGUUAGAUGAUUUCGACCAUCCAUCACCAUCGGUUGAUGGGUUAUAUUCCAUUGGACAAACAAUAAAAUGCGGUGUUGUUUCAAAAUUUGUUGACGAAGACACCAUCAGUCCCGAAAAAUGGGAUUCCUACUUUGCCGGGAUAAAGAUAUUUGACACCGUGGUUUACCUAGAGGAGAACAGCGAACCGUAUUCAAUUAACUUUAGCAGCAGCAUUCCUAUAGUCUGCGAUCGUGACGCCGAUUACUGUUAUACAAGAGUCGGAGUUCACACAAGUAUAGAGAACAAACUUAUAUACAAUAUUCAAGACUGCUAUGUUGAACUUACAAAUGAUUACAUUGUGGGAACAAUUGAGACUAUAGACAUUGUAUGCCAUCCUAAUGAACCAGCAUAUGAAGCGGGAGUGUACAUAUUAGCGUUCGACACAUUCGAUAGCUCUAACCCGUCAUAUUACGUAGGAUACGCCCCCGGAGAAGUCACGGUACAUGUGAAUAAACAACAUGCUGGUCAAUGUAGAGCCACUGGUGACCCUCAUUACACUACAUUUGACGGCACAUAUUAUGAUUGGUAUGGAGUUGAUGAUUACGUAAUGGUCAAAGAAAAAGAGGGAUUUGAAAUGUUUAAUUUUACGGUUGAAGUGCGUCUGAAAAAGUGUAACCAUGGUAACAGUAACAACCCUUCCUGUAAUUGUGCAGUAGCUGUACGUGAAGGGAAUGACGUCGCUAUUGUUGAUAGUUGCGAUGGACCAAUGAAAUAUUAUGUUCACAGGGAUCAUGUAUAUUGUAACCCAGCAUUUACAGUUUCCAUUUCACCAAAUGGUAAAGAAGUAUGGGUACACACUGGAUCCGGCCAGCUUGUACGAUACGUAGAUGGUAGCUAUCCCGAUGUAUAUAUAGAUUUCAAUGGAGCGCUAUUUGAACGUGUAGAAGGAUUAUGUGGUUCUUUUGAUGAGAAUAAAAAUAAUGAUUUAGAUUACAUCGACCCGGCAACAGGGGAUGUAAUAUCUAACAACAAUGCAGACGAUUUUGCAAAGUCAUACGAGCUCGAUAAAGGCACAAGCCUUUUCUAUAAAGAAAAUAUGCCCAUUGCCAAUCCCAAUCUUCCAUCUUCAUAUCCCACAUGUCAGUGUUUAGCGGAGGAUCCUGAGAGCCCGGAAAGUGGGAGUAUAAUAGUCUGUGGAAGUUAUAGUGAUGGAAUAAAAGGUUAUGAUGAUGGCACUGAACAUUUCUCAUGUGAGGACAUGCAUCAAGAAGUGUUCAGUUCCGGCAUGCCUAAAACAUAUAAUGACGACUACGUAGUAUAUGAAUCCAUAUUUUCACAUCAUAGUUCGGAUUUAUCCAUCAAUGACUUCAAUGCAGAUAGCCUUACCUGGCCUACGCCUAGUGGUAUCACAGAAGACGAAGCAAUGAGGGCGUGUUAUGAUGCAGUUCACCAGUCUAACAUAAUUGAAUAUUGCGAACAAGUUGAAAGUAUAGCGGACGAUAUUGAUAAUGCAUUAGCGGACUGCAAGUUUGACGUUCAGGCGAUGGAUGAUCUAUCUGCCACUUCCAAUGCGCGAUCUGUGGUGGAAAGCAGUUGCUUGUCGGUGGUGUACAAAAACACGAGUUUGUGGGUAGCAAAUGACGAAGGUGAAUUAGCCCCUCCAGAGUCUGUUGUUGGAGCAACAUGCCCGGGUCACUGCAGUGGACACGGCAACUGUAGCAUGGAGGGUGUAUGCAUCUGUGAGGAAGGAUUCACGUCUGUUGACUGCAGUAUAGAUAUUGGUAAACCACCCAGAGUGUAUGAAGUAUAUGGCGGCAAUAUUUGUGAUAUACGGAGCAGACCGUGCGCUAGGAUUUCUGUUGCAGCUUCGGGGAUAUUUGACUCGGGUUACUUGACUUGCCAUAUUUAUGAGCUUGACUAUAUUUCAGGCAUCGGGAUUUGGACGGAUACGGGUGUUGUAGCGACCACGCUUGCUGACUUCAUGAGUGCAUACCAGAUGAACUGUUAUUUGCCGCUGACAUACGCAAGAAUAAGCCUAGACUCACGUACCGACCCUUCAGCAUCUCCUAUUCACGCGUUUAAUAUUUCCGUCAGCAAUGAUGGUGUAACUGAAAGCAGCAUGCUCCCUAUCGUUGUGUACGACUCUGUAUGUGUCAAUUGUUCAGAAGACGGCACGUGCGUUCAACGUGCCAUUGCAUCAACUAUGAAGACAACGCCAUCAUUGUCAACACCGGUCACAACUCCUGGAAUAGUUGGAAAUUUAACAACUCCUAGAAUGGUGGGGAUAGAACCAAGUGACACUGGUAACUCCUGGGUUUGGAUUGUGAUCGUUAUUUGUGUUUGUAUUGCAAUUACCGUGGUUGUGACGGUAGUUGUAUGGAAAAAGGUAACCAAGAAAAACAAAGUAGCUCCAGCAAUCAAACUGGGUGACGUCAACUCUACAACCACGGUGGAACCAACUGAAAAUUACAAAUAG